Meloidogyne enterolobii is the source of this 306-nucleotide messenger RNA. Lineage: Eukaryota; Metazoa; Nematoda; Chromadorea; Rhabditida; Meloidogynidae. The record is from the annotation of a GenBank genome assembly.
AUGGAUUGUAAAUCAAUUAGAGAAAGAAAUUAUUUUAUGGAAAAGCCUUUAUCCACUGAAGAAGGGAAAUAUCCAUUGGCGUAUGCUAGAAUUGUUUAUGAAAGUUAUAGAUUUUUGGAGGCAGAAUUUGCCACAAAUUAUCAACCCCAAAAUUGGUAUUGUUUUGCUGUUGACUCGCAACUUGAAGAUGAACAUUUUUUUCAAAGAAUAAAAGCAUUGGCUAAAUGUUUUCCUAAUGUUAUUGUUCCAACAAAAAGAUUUCCUGUAGAUAGUGAUGGUAGAUUUCCCAUUUAUGCGAUUUAUUAG